This is a messenger RNA of Closterium sp. NIES-67, 2281 nucleotides long. The record is from the annotation of a GenBank genome assembly. NCBI's taxonomy places the organism in Eukaryota, Viridiplantae, Streptophyta, Zygnematophyceae, Desmidiales, Closteriaceae.
CACCCCAAACGCUCUGGGGUACCGCCGCAACCACCGCGCCCUUUGUGCUUGUUUUCUGCUUUCUGUCGUUUACUCUGCAUCAGCCAUGACUGCCAAGGCGCGCUCUGCGGCGCACUCCCCUCCCGUCGUCUCCGCGUCCCCCGCCUUCGCCAGCAGCGCGCUCGAAUGGACGCCUCUCGGCCUCUUCCACCGCUUCCUCGGCGCCGCCUCCCUCCCCCGCCGCAUUCACCGCUUCCGCCGCUCGCGAUACUCUGUUGCGCGCACGGCUCUCCGCACAAGUAGAAAACGGCGCGUUCCGCCCUCCCAGGCAGCUGUCGUGGGGGAAGACACCCUGUUGCCGGGAGGCGCUCUGCCAUCGAACGAUCGACAGCCGCAGCCGCAGCCAGAGCAGCAUCAAGAGCAGCAAGAGCAGCAGCGGCGAAGGCGCAGCGAGGGGCGGCGAGUGCGGUUCGACUUGGGGGAGGACGACGACGAAGCCAAGACCAACUCGACCCUUCCCGACAGCGGAAGCAGCCGGCAGCGGUUCGGGCUGGAGCGAGGUGGGCACCCGCUGGGCGUGCAGCCGCUGGGGAACCUCUUCUUGCGCGCCGACCAGAACCCCUCUAAACCCCUCCGCAACGCGCGCGACGCCGGGCUCGGCGCGCUGCGGCGCCUGCCGGACCCGAUCCUGCUGGACAUCGUGGGGCGGCUGCCGGCCGCGUCGCUGUGCCACGUGGGCAUGGCGAGCCGCGCGCUGCACGUGGUGGCGCACCAGGAGGAGCUGUGGCGCGCGCUGGUGGUGGAGGACGCGGGGGGCGCUUUCCGAUGGGAGGCGAGCUGGCGCUGGACGUACGUGAAAUGGCGCACGGGUGAAGGGGGAAAGGGGGCGGGGGAAGCGGAAGGGAAGGAGGGGAAGGAGGGGGAGGGGGGAGAAGAGGGGGAGGCAGGCAGGGUGGGGAAGGGGCUGAAGCGGAAGACGAAGCAUGGGGAGGAGCGCGGGGCGUUGCAGUACCAGCCGCCAUUGAAGGUGCCGGACUUCUAUUCAGACUUUUUCUUCCAGAGCUGGCUCUGCACCAGCCUCGCCCUCCCACCCGCCUGGACCGCCCACGACAACAUCCCGCGCGCUGCCGCCGCCUCACUCUCCCCCGCCGACUUCGCCGCCCGCUUUGAGCGGCCUGGGCGGCCCGUCAUCAUCACAGGUGCCAUUGACCACUGGCCCGCCUUGUCCCGCUGGCGCGACCGCGAGUACCUGCUGGCCGCUGCUGGCGGCAACACAUUCGCAUGCGGCCCGGUGGAUCUGAGCCUGGAGCAGUACUGGCGGUACGCGAACGGCGUGCAGGAGGAGCGGCCGCUGUACGUGUUCGACCCGCGCUUCGGGGAGAAGGCGCCGGCGCUGGUGGCGGACUAUGAGGUGCCCGAGUACUUCAGAGAGGACCUGUUCCAGGUGCUGGAGGAGGGGAGAGAGGGAGGAGAGGGGGGAGAGGGGGGAGAGGCGGGUGCAGGGGAGAGGAGUGCAGGUGGGAUGGGGCAAGGGGAGGAAUGUGGGGAAGGGGAGGAAGGGCAAGGGAAGGAGUCGCCUAGUGGCCGGCCUGACUUUCGGUGGCUGAUCAUGGGCCCGGCGCGGUCGGGGUCGUCGUGGCACAUCGACCCCAACUCCACGUGCGCGUGGAACGCCGUCAUCACCGGCUCCAAGAAGUGGAUUCUCUUCCCGCCCAACGACGGCCCGCCACCUGGCGUGCGCGCGAGCCCCGACGGCGCGGACGUGGCGGCACCAGUGUCGAUCACGGAGUGGUUCAUGAACUACUAUGAGGCGAUGAGGCGCGGGCCCGUGACGGCGUAUGAGGGUGUAUGCCGCGCGGGCGAGGUGAUGUUUGUGCCGCACGGGUGGUGGCACAUUGUGCUCAACCUGGAGGAGUCCAUCGCUGUCACCCAGAACUAUGUCUCCCGGGCGAACCUGUUGGACGUGCUGCAGUUCCUGCAGAAGCCGAAUGCGCGCGUGCUGGUGUCGGGCAUGGGCGAGGGGCAGCGCGAGGGGCUGCACCAGCACUUCCGGGAGUGCCUGGAGCGGCACCGCCCGGGGCUGCUGGAGGCGGAGCAGCGCAGCCAGGAGGAGCGCGAGAGGAGGCGCAAGCAGAAGGCUGCGUUCUGGGAGCAAGCGGCUGAUGUGGGCGAUGGGGGGUUUAGGUUCGGGUUUUAGAAAUAAAUGUGGACUGGUGUGGUGGUGUAAAUGAGACUGAUGUGAGUUGCUCUGCUCUCUAGGAUGAGUACUGUUGCAUUGGGUUUGGCUUUACAUCCCAUCUUA